Molecule: messenger RNA, 552 nt
Organism: Eruca vesicaria subsp. sativa (arugula)
Lineage: Eukaryota; Viridiplantae; Streptophyta; Magnoliopsida; Brassicales; Brassicaceae
Source: the annotation of a GenBank genome assembly
AUGGACGCACGAUCCUUGUCCUUCUCUGUUCUCGUCAUCCUCAUUGCAACGGUGACUUUGGCCAAUGGUUACUCUCCUCCUCCUCCUCCAACCACCGUAUAUCCCGGCGUGAAAACCGUGGAAGCCGCGGUGGAAGGUAUGGUGUACUGUCAAUCCUGCGACAAAUACGGAUCAUGGUCGUUGGGCGGAGCAGAAGCCAUAGCCGGAGCUAAAGUCAGCAUCAUUUGCAAGAACCACAGGCAACAAGUGAGCUUCUACAAAGUCUUUCAAACUGAUUCCUACGGUCAUUUCUACGGUGAGCUCAAAGGCUUUAAAAUGACUACUCAUUUCUUGGACCAUCCUCUUCACGCUUGCCGUGCCAAGCUCGUCUCUUCUCCUCGUGAGGACUGCAAUCUCUUCUCCAACAUUAACAAUGCUCUCGAUGGUGCUCCCCUCCGGUAUGAAGAUAAGAGGCUCAAGUGGACUAACUAUGAGGCUGUGAUUUACGCCUCUGGUCCAUUGGCUUUCCGUCCUGACCAUUGUCCCGCUACUGCACCACCACCCACUUACUGA